AUGGAAGGCCUGAGGCAGGCAACAGAAAGUCAAGUGACUUUUACAGUCCCUUGCCCUACUGGACAGAGGACAAACGCUGUGGGAAUCCAGCAGACCGCAUGCCCCGAAAGCAUGGGCGGAGCCAAAAGUAGUCGGAAGACUAGAAAUAAUCGACGAGCAGUGGCUCGAUGGAUUGCCUUUCAGGCAGAGCGACGAAAGGAAGCAGAAAUGGCACAGAGGGUGCUAGGGUCACGUAAGAGAGCAGAAGAUAGAGAGCGAAAGCGAGGAGAGAUUCGAGAGAAGCUCAUAAUGGAAGAGAUAAACUUCCAGAAAGCCUUGACACAUGAGAGACUGGAGGCCAUGGGAAGCCUCAGUCAACAUCAGAAACCUUGUGGUAACACCAGCAUUCAACCAAUAGCCAAUGACUUGCCCUACUGGACAGAAGCCUUGAACACAUUGACUAAUGACUCAACCAAUAAUAUCCAAGUUGAGAAAAUAGAGGGGGGCCCCAGAGCAGAAAGGAGGGGCCCCCCAAGCGUAGCGCGGGAGGGAGGUCACUUCGCGCAUGGGGUGGAACACCCUGUUGAUACAAAAGUAGAAGUAGAUAGAUAUUUUGACAUUGAAAAAUAUAUAAAAUAA
Molecule: messenger RNA, 618 nt
Organism: Botrytis porri
Lineage: Eukaryota; Fungi; Ascomycota; Leotiomycetes; Helotiales; Sclerotiniaceae
Exons: 1
Coding region: 1-618 (205 amino acids)
Source: RefSeq, a predicted model, not a curated record